AUGGCGAAGCACCUGGUGGCUGAGAAGUUGGCACCAUUCUUCGGCCAGGGAGGCGACUUCACGGUGGUGGUGGAGGAAAGUGCUCUUGCUGGGAGUGUGGAAGACUCUGAGGAAGCGCCCAAACGGACGGAGUUCAAAGUUUGGUCCGUGAUCCUCUCGUGCUGGUCAGAGGUCUUCGACACGAUGAUGAAGCAGGAAUUUGCGGAGAGCUCCAAGAAAGAGGUGGUGAUCAAGGACUUCUCCAGCUUCGCCGUUGAGACCUUCUUGAAGUUCCUGUACAAGGGCACUGUGGACGCACCUCCAGAAAUUGUUUGUGAAGUGAGUGCCGUCGCAGACAAGUACCAAGUUCUGGAGUUGAGAAAGCUGUGCGUGAAGAUGUUGGAGGAUGCAAUCGAUGUGCAAAACGCUUGGGUCAUCUUCCAGAGUGCAGAUCGUUUUCACUUGCAAGGGAUUCGUCAGAAAAGCAAGGAUAAGAUAUUGAUUGAAGCCGAAAAGGCAUUUGAAACCCGACCCUUGGUAAGGGAUGAACUCUUGGAAGAAGUGUUGGUUUCCGACUUGAUGUGCAUCACAAAUGAGAAGUUGGAGUCUCUUCUCCGAAAGUGGGAUGCCCCGGAUGCAACUAAUCGCUGGGCUCUCGUUGAUAGGUGGGUAUCGACGGCAAAGAUGCCCAACCGUAAAUGCGGUGAGAGCACUGCCGACCUUCUUGUGUCAGAAGCCGAUUUGAUAAGUUCUGUCAAGGUAAGUCAUUCAACCAGGAAACAAGAGCAGCUGUUUAUUUUGCAAACUGGGUCUCUGUUAGCUUCUCCCUGGCAGACUCUCGAUGGCUUGGCUACCUUUAUCAAGUCGCAUCAGGCGUCACCCCCCUUGGCAUCAACCCUGUCCUUAAGCUCCAAGCAGGUGACUGGAUCGAGUGGCGGCUACCAAAGUUGGCAGUGCAUCUCAUUGCCAUCAAGUUCACAGAAGGAUUGAAGAACAGCGACCAUCUCGAGGUUUUCUGCGCUGCAGACUGCUCAGGAUGGCAUUGUGUAUUCUCCUCCCAAGAUUAUGAUGGUGUGCAGAAAGGCACAGUUGUGACAUGUGGAUGUGAUUUCUUGGUUCAACGGUUCAAGGUUCACAUGGUUUCGGGUGAUUUGUUCGUGUUUAACCUUAAUUUUGAAUGUAUUCUGCGCGAAGUCUAGGCCAGCUAAGAGGCAGCGCAAAAUUCAUUCCGCUUCCAGCUCGGAAGAGGAGCCUCUAUCCAUGGAGUUAUGCUGUGCAAUCAGAUAGAAACUUGCAGCCAACCCUCUUUUUGGCGCAGGCAGAUGGACACAGAAAAACAGAAAAUUCCAUUUGCAGAUAAGCCAGCUGGCCCAGAUGUUCAGAGUUUGUGUUCGC
Cladocopium goreaui is the source of this 1374-nucleotide messenger RNA. The record is from the annotation of a GenBank genome assembly. NCBI's taxonomy places the organism in Eukaryota, Dinophyceae, Suessiales, Symbiodiniaceae.